This is a messenger RNA of Tyto alba (common barn owl), 2700 nucleotides long. RefSeq names its product polypeptide N-acetylgalactosaminyltransferase 8 (gene GALNT8). Bases 76 to 1992 code for a protein of 638 amino acids. Lineage: Eukaryota; Metazoa; Chordata; Aves; Strigiformes; Tytonidae. Gene Ontology annotation, cellular component: Golgi apparatus. The record is from RefSeq and is a predicted model, not a curated record. The transcript is spliced from 11 exons.
AUUUGGAAAGACAGUGCAGACACAGAACGACAAAGUCCAACCAGCAGCAGAACACUGAGUUUCUUCAACCUUACGAUGGCACCUUGGAAGAGACCACAUAAAGUUGCACUGGUAAUUGUGAAUGCAGGUUUUGUGUGUUAUCUUGUGCACUUACUGCAAGAACAAAGAAAGGGACGACUUGAUUCCUUGGAAGUUAAUCCUAGAUUUCUGAGCCAAGAAUAUAACAUCCUUCAGAGACUGGACCAUUUGGACUGGAACAUUCAUAACCUCUCAAAAUCAGUGGAAGCAUUCCGUGAAGACAUAAAACAAAUAGAACAAGAUCUGAAGCUGCAAGAUAACUCCAAGACUGAAGUACGCAAAGCUGAUGACAUAGAGGAGGAAAAGAAGAUUGUACACCGUUUGCUGUACCCAGACUCAGCGUUGUUCAAAAGCUGGGGUACAGAUUUAAGGGAGGAGGAGCAAACUGUUGCACAGAAUUUGUUCUUAAAUUAUGGGUAUAAUGUUUACCUCAGUGAUCAUCUACCUCUGGAUCGACCUAUCAAAGACACCAGAUCUCCCAGCUGUAAAAUGAAAACAUACCCGAAAGAUCUUCCAACUCUCAGUGUUGUGCUUAUAUUUAUGAAUGAAGCCCUGUCAAUCAUCUUACGUGCAAUUACUAGUAUAAUUAACCGAACACCUUCUCAUUUAUUGAAAGAAAUCGUCCUGGUAGAUGAUUACAGCUCAAAUGAUGAUCUGAAAGGACCUUUGGAAACACACAUCAAAAAUUACAAUGCAAAGCAUCCUGGGCUGCUGAAGAUCAUCAGACAUCAGAAAAGACAAGGCUUAACACAAGCCCGGAUUUCUGGCUGGGAGGCAUCAACUGCAGAUGUUGUUGCAAUUUUGGAUGCCCAUAUUGAAGUGAAUGUGGCAUGGGCUGAACCUAUUUUGUCUCGACUAAAAGAAGACCGCACUGUUAUAAUAUCACCAGUAUUUGACAAUAUUCGUUUUGAUGACUUUGAGCUUCUUCAGUAUGCAGUGGCUGCAGACGGAUUUGACUGGGCACUCUGGUGCCUUUAUGAACCUUUACCAGCUGAGUGGUAUGCUCUGAAAGAUGAAACAGCUCCAGUCCGGAGCCCAUCUAUAAUGGGGAUUCUUGCUGCAGAUAGGAAAUUUCUGGGUGAGAUUGGUGUACUAGACAGUGGAAUGAACAUAUAUGGAGGAGAAAAUGUGGAACUUGGCCUGAGGGCCUGGCAGUGUGGAGGUAAAGUAGAAGUGCUGCCCUGUUCAAGAAUCGCUCAUUUAGAAAGAGCUCACAAGCCUUACUUGCCAGACUUGAGCAUCGCAGUGAAACGCAACGCCUUGCGGGUGGCUGAAGUAUGGAUGGAUGACUACAAGUACAUGGUUUACUUUGCAUGGAAUCUUCCAAUUGAGAAUCCUGGAAUAGACUUUGGAGAUGUUUCUUCCAGAAAAGAGCUAAGGAAAAAACUGAACUGUAAAGGCUUUGACUGGUACAUAAAAAACAUUUACCCUAAUUUAAUAUUUCUUCCCAACAUUGUUGGCUAUGGAACAAUGAAAAACACGUUGAAAGAAGACAUCUGUAUUGAUCAAGGGCCUGUCCCUGGAAACACACCAAUUAUGUAUCCCUGUCAUGCAUACUCACCACAGCACAUCUUUUAUCACAGCACUGGAGAAAUGUAUGUAGGAGGUUUACGGGCCCGGCAGAAUACAGUUGAUAGAUGCCUAACAGACCCUGGGAAUGGGGACCUACCAGUUUUAGAGCAAUGUGAUACAGCUGUGAAUAAAGGCCUGAAUUUGCACUGGGAUUUUAAGCAGGGAUCAGCCGUAAUCAACAGGAGCACUACAAGAUGCCUUGAAAUCACAGCAAACGAUCUGGUUUCUUACAGACUCGUAAUGCGGGCCUGCACAGGACAAAGGUGGAAUAUCCAACACACAGUCAAGGACUGGGGAAAGACAAAAGACCUGGAACAGAAGAGAGAGCACUCAAAGCAUUGACUAGGGGACAUUUUUCCUUGAAAAUUUCUACAUUCAUAAUGCAGCACUGAAAGCUGCAUCACUAGAGAGAAACGGCUAUGUCUAAGAGUGCUUCAACCCACCUGAGAUCCUUACGUUGUCCUUUGGAAGUGCCUGUCUCUGCUCAUUAAUGGAAGACCAGUGUAAGGUCUUUAACUUUCUAACUUUGCCAUUUCAGUUAGAUAUGAAAAUUCAGAAGAAAUUAAAGCAGGUCUGACUUCCUCUCGUACACAGAGUUUAUCUCAGGCUGGAUUGGACCAUUUCUCUUGUCCUGUGUCAUAUAGAUAAUGCAAAACUUCUUGUCAAGUUGUGCUCAUGCUAGUAUGUGAAAUGAAAUACAUCCCUGUUCUGUCCCUAUAAUUUGCCUGAACAUAAUUCAGUUUCUCGGUAAAGUUUAUUAGAUUCAUCAGUGUGCCACACUAAGGCUGUUUUAUAUUUACCUGUGUGAAGCUGGUUUGUGCCAGCCAGGUGGAAGCAUGCAUAAAAUCCAGUCACACCCUUGGAAACAAGAGGAUUCGACUCCAUAGUUUCCAAAAACCAAUACGAGGACAAUGCAGUAGAGUUUAUGUCUGUCAACGAAACUAAAUAAAAUACAGUAUGAGUUGCUAAUGAGAUGCAACUUCCAGGUAGACACGAUGUGAGUCCUCAUAGAAAUAGGGUUAGGUGGAACUGGCUGUCCUAAUUAUUAGA